Messenger RNA from Aspergillus ibericus CBS 121593, 1502 nucleotides. Its product is annotated as NAD(P)/FAD-dependent oxidoreductase. Gene Ontology annotation, molecular function: sarcosine oxidase activity; flavin adenine dinucleotide binding; L-pipecolate oxidase activity. The transcript is spliced from 2 exons. NCBI's taxonomy places the organism in Eukaryota, Fungi, Ascomycota, Eurotiomycetes, Eurotiales, Aspergillaceae. The coding region runs from base 126 to 1502 and encodes 458 amino acids. The record is from RefSeq and is a predicted model, not a curated record.
CGGACUCGGUUCGGCUUCCGGCUCCCAGCCGCAGCCACUGUUUGGCAGCGCAUAAAUCAUCCGCGUGGCUAAUGACUAGCUCUUGGUGAUGGUUCCUACGCGAUCUUGGAUCUCAUUCUCCUGCCAUGGACAAGACACAGCACAUCGUCAUUGUUGGAGCCGGCGUCUUUGGCCUGUCCACGGCCCUGGAUCUGGCCCAAGAUGGCUUCUCAUCGGUGACCGUGAUGGACCGGUCGAUGCCUCCAGUCCCCGAUGGAUCCAGCAAUGACAUAUCGCGCGUCAUUCGAUUCGACUAUGGGGAUGCGGUAUAUGCGCAAAUGGCCAAAGACGCAUACGAGCUGUGGAACACCAGUCCCGACUAUACCGCCUCCUUCCAUCGUACCCCCUGUGUCUGGACCGCUCAACAGUCAGGACCGGCAAAUCUCGUCCAGGCCGGGGGAUCGGACUUCAUCCGCAAGUCCAAGGAGAUUCUGACCGACAUGGGCCAUGAAUGGCAUGGGCUUGACGACGUGGCUGCCUUGAAGGCCCGAUUCCCCGCCAUUACGGGGACCCCGAUCGGCCAGGGGUUUGAAGGAUUCUACAACAGCUCGGCCGGAUGGGCCGACGCAGGUCUCGCCAUCGCCGGUCUGCGCGACCGCUGCAUUGACGCUGGAGUAUCCUUCGUCACGGGUCGACAUGGACACGUGACGGGGUUGGAGAAGGGGUCGGACGGGACGAUCCAGGCCGUUCGGACGAUCGAUGGCGGCAGCAUCACGGCGGACCAGUUCAUCUUUGCGACUGGGGCGUGGACGGCCAGUCUCAUUGCCUCCUGGAAUACGAUGGUGGCCACCGCCCAGAUCGUCGGGUUUGUGCGGUUGACGCCCGAUGAGGUAACCCGCCUGAAGGACCUGCCCAUCAUCUUCAAUCUCUCCACUGGGUUCUUCAGCUUUCCUCCCCACGAACAGACGGGAUACUUGAAGGUGGCAUGUCACAGUUUCGGAUACACCUUGUCCUCCACUGCAGCGGACCAGAACAUAUCCUCGCCACCUAGUGAGGCUAUUUCCGCACGGGCGAACUUCAUCCCGGAAGAAGGAAGACAACGGCUCCUGGCCGGGCUCGGGGAGAUCCUGCCCGAACUGGUGGCCCGGGGGUUCGAGAAGACCUGCCUCUGCUGGUAUAACGAGACGCCGACGGGGGACUUCAUUUUCGAUCGGCACCCCGAACAUCCGAACCUGUUCAUCGCAACCGGUGGCACCGGGCAUGCAUAUAAGUUUCUGCCGGUAAUUGGCAAAUAUAUCUCACAUGCCUUCCAGGGCCGGCUGCCCGCCGACCUCGCGGCUCGGUGGAAGUUCCAUACCGACUAUCGGGCGCGUCCGCAGGAUGACUUGUUCACGGGGGCACGUAGCCGCGGGGGCGGCGAUGGCAGCCGAGGAGGUCCCGGCCGACGGGAAUUCACGGGCCAGGAGCGGGAUCGCCUGCUAUCUUUGACGGGGGCGCUGGCACGGAGACCGGCGAAGAUGUAG